Talaromyces rugulosus is the source of this 978-nucleotide messenger RNA. RefSeq lists its product as uncharacterized. Gene Ontology annotation, cellular component: cytosol. Gene Ontology annotation, biological process: iron-sulfur cluster assembly. The transcript has 3 exons. Gene Ontology annotation, molecular function: ATP-dependent FeS chaperone activity; ATP binding; 4 iron, 4 sulfur cluster binding. NCBI's taxonomy places the organism in Eukaryota, Fungi, Ascomycota, Eurotiomycetes, Eurotiales, Trichocomaceae. Bases 1 to 978 code for a protein of 325 amino acids. The record is from RefSeq and is a predicted model, not a curated record.
AUGCCACUCGACGGCGUCAAGAAGAUUGUGCUGGUCCUUUCCGGAAAAGGAGGGGUGGGAAAGUCGUCGGUGACGCUUCAGCUCGCGCUCGCGCUUUCGCUGCAAGGCAAAUCAGUCGGCAUUCUCGACAUCGAUCUGACCGGCCCGUCAAUUCCAAGACUCGUUGGGAAGGAAAAUGAGAAGAUCACACAAUCCCCCCGUGGCUGGAUCCCCGUUGAGGUACACCCGACAGAGCUAGCAGCGAAUCAAGAAGAGAGUAGCUCGGCGACGCCGCGCGGUUCGUUGCGAUGUAUGUCUGUCGGCUUCCUUUUACGGGACCGUGGAGAUGCGGUGAUAUGGCGAGGCCCGAAGAAGACAGCAAUGGUACGGCAGUUUCUCACGGAUGUGUACUGGGGGGAGACGGACUAUUUGCUUAUAGACACACCACCGGGGACAAGCGACGAGCAUAUUAGUAUCGGCGAAAGCCUCCUCACCAUGGCAUCUACAUCAUCUACUACCGCUACAUCUCAAAACAUACCUCACCUUGCCGGCGCUGUUCUCGUGACGACACCGCAGGCCGUCGCGACGUCUGAUGUGCGCAAGGAAAUAAACUUCUGCGCAAAGACGCGGAUCCCGGUUCUGGGCGUCAUUGAGAAUAUGUCUGGCUAUACAUGCCCCUGCUGCGGAGAAGUGAGCAAUAUUUUCUCACGAGGUGGAGGGGAGGUCAUGGCGACUGAGAUGGGUGUUCCCUUUCUGGGCCGGGUCCCGAUCGAUAUCAAGUUCGGACAGCUCGUUGAGAGUCAAAAGAUUGAGGGUGAUAUAGACAGUGAUGCUGACGAAGAAAUGGAAGUCGAUCAGGCAGCGACGCAACAGUCUCUGGUGGAAGAGGAUAAUAGGUUAUUAGUGGACAAGUAUAGGGAUUGCUGGUCUCUUCCUAUAUUUGAAGGGUUCACCAAAAGUCUUUUGGAGAAGGUUGAGAGUUCUGCUAGUCAGACGUAA